AUGACUAGAGCGUUAAUAAGUGUACAAGGUAUGACUUGUAGCGCCUGUGUGGCUACAAUCACCAAGCAACUAGAAAACCUAAAGGGUGUAGAAUCGGUUAAUGUAUCUUUAGUUACUGAAGAAUGUAACGUAGAUUAUGAUUCAACUCUUAUUAAAAGCCAUGAAGAUUUAAUAGAAGUAAUAGAAGAUUGUGGGUUUGAUGCAAAUUUAAUAUCUUUAGAGGAAAAGGACGGGGGGAAUAAGCAAGAAGAAGUGAAACAAACGAUUAAAGCUAGCAAUGGCAGUAACAUAAAUGGUAAUAUAAGUACACUCAAUAAUGAUUCUGAGACUAACAGAAUCCAUUUCAACGUUCAAGGUAUGACUUGUAGUGCAUGUGUGGCUACAAUCACCAAACAAUUAGAAGAUUUAAACGGUGUAGAAUCGGUUAACGUAUCCUUGGUUACAGAAGAAUGUACUAUAAAUUAUGACCCUGCCAUAAUUAAAAACUAUCAGGAGCUACAAACUAUAAUAGAAGAUUGCGGGUUUGAUGCUAGUUUAAUAGGUUUAGACGAAAAUUCAGAUACUUCUGCUUCUUUGGUUUCUGAGAAAUGUAUAAACUUAAAGGUAUUUGGUAUGUCUGGCGAUGUCUGUGUUACCACAAUAGAAAGUGGUUUAAAAAACAUUCAAGGAAUAAGUGACUGUACGGUCAAACUAGCUACGGAAAAUUGUGCUGUAACUUAUAACCCAACAAUUAUUAAUAUCAGACAAAUCAUUGCUGAACUUUCGGAUCUAGGGUUUGACAGUUGUGUUUCGUCUUCCUUAGACAAUUCUUCGCAGCUAAAGAUUUUAUCAAGGGUAAAGGAGAUCCAAUUUUGGCGUCAUAAAUUAAUACAUGCAGGUAUUUGUUCCUUUUUAAUUAUGGCCAUUUACACUUUUAUACCAAUGUUUUUCCCCAAUAAAUCGUGUAAGGGUAUUUUCCCCUAUACCGAAUUUUUAGUCAAUGGAUUUUACAGUAGGGAUUUAAUUGGUUUACUUUUAGCCUCAUAUGUUCAGUUUUAUUUGGGUGGAUUUUUCUACAAAGCAACUUACAAUUCUUUAAAGCAUUUAACUGGAACUAUGGACACAUUGGUCUGCAUUUCCACCACCUCAGCUUAUUUGUUUAGUGUUGGUUCUAUUUUAAGAAAUAUCUAUGUGGCCAAUAGGCUUGAUUCAGGUCGCAACAACAACAUGCCGAUGAUGUCUUAUCCAAUGAUGCAAUACAAUGGCAAUAAUAAUAAUAAUAGUAAUAACUAUUCUGAGAUGCCUAAAGUGUGUUUUGAUACAUCCACGAUGUUAAUAACAUUUAUUUCCUUGGGUAAAUAUUUAGAAAAUAAGGCCAAGUCCCAAACAUCAACUGCCCUAAGUAAGUUUAUGACAUUGACACCUUCAACGUGUUUGUUAUAUGAAGCAUCGACCAACAACAGUAAAGAAAUCAGUGUUGAUCUAUUGGAAGUUGGCGAUAUUGUGGAGAUUAAACCAGGUAUGAAAAUUCCAUGUGAUGGAAUUAUUGUUAGAGGCGAAUCAGAGAUUGAUGAAAGUUUAAUUAAUGGUGAAUCAUUACUAGUUUAUAAGUCUUUGAAUGACCUGGUAAUUGGUGGGUCUAUUAACGGCUCAGGUCAUUUUUAUUUUAAAGCCACUCAAGUCGGAGAUACAACCAAGUUAUCCAAUAUUAUCAAAAUUAUGAGACAAGCUCAAUUAGCCAAGGCUCCUAUGCAAAAGUAUGCAGAUUAUAUCGCCUCCAAAUUUGUUCCCUUUGUUUUACUUUUAGCAUUAUUCACUUUUAUAACCUGGUUUGUUGUUAGUUGUAUAUGUAAUAAUCCACCGAAAAUUUUUAAAGAAAGUGAGUAUGGUGCGGUAUAUAUGUGUUUCCAAGUCUGCAUUAGUGUUAUUGUGGUAGCAUGCCCAUGUGCUUUAGGGUUAGCUGCACCUACUGCAAUUAUGGUUGGGACUGGUUUGGGCGCCAAAAAUGGUGUAUUGAUUAAAGGGGGUGAUGUUUUGCAAAAAGUCGGAAAAAUCACCACGUUUUUAUUUGAUAAGACAGGAACCCUAACAACGGGUAAAAUGACUAUUGAAUUCUUUGAAAGGUUUGAUAAUGAUAAUGAUACUGAUGAUACUGAACGAGAAAAGGCGUGCAACUUGGAUGAUUCUACAUUAUGGAACAUUGUUGAUGUUGUUGAAUCCAUAAGUGAGCAUCCCGUUGCUAAGGCUAUUGUGUCAUAUGCUAGGUUACAGGCAGCUACAACUGCUAAUAUAUGUAAAAAUAUUAAUGCGUCAAAUAAACUUGAAAUUUUAUCAAGUAAUAUCAUAUUAGGCAAGGGUGUAGAAGCCGAAAUAAGUGUUAAUCAAAAUCAACAAACUCACAGAGUUGCUAUUGGUAAUAAAUCGAUGUUUGACCCCCAAGAUUCAGCUGGCAAUACUAAACUUUUAGGUAAAAAAUAUAGAGAUACAUUCGAAAACAUUGAAAAUAAAACAGUUGCAUAUUUGAGCAUUGAUGGUAAAUUGAUUGGUAAAUUUGUUAUAUCAGAUAAUUACAAGUCUGAUUCAAUUGCAGUGGUUCAAUAUUUACUUUCUAAAAACUAUAAAGUCGGUAUGGUUACUGGUGAUAACCAUAAAGUUGCAAAUGAGGUAGCCAAUCAUUUGGGUAUUCCACUAGAAAAUGUUUAUAGUGAGGUUUCUCCCUCAAAAAAAAAUGAAAUUGUUAGGUAUUCGCAAGAACAUAAUAAAGAAGUGGUUUGCUUUAUAGGUGAUGGUGUUAACGAUUCCUUAGCUUUAGUUACAAGCGAUUUGGGUGUGUCGAUCUCUUCAGGUACCGAUAUUGCCAUCGAAGCAAGUAAUAUAGUUAUUUUGGACGAUGCUAAAAAUGAUUCCAUAAAGGGAUUGAUCUAUGGGUUGGACAUCUCUACUAAAACUUUCCAAAGAAUUAAACUCAAUUUUUUCUGGGCAAUGUUAUACAAUAUGCUUAUGUUACCUAUUGCUAUUGGUGUUUUAAUCCCCUGGGGUAUAACUUUACACCCUAUGAUUGCCGGUCUAGCCAUGGCUUUCAGUUCUAUAAGUGUUGUUACCAAUUCUUUAAUGUUAAACAGAUGGACACCUCCUGAUUUACAUGAAGAUUAUGUAGAUAGUUUAAGAAAUAACAGAAAUUACGGCGAUGGGUCACAUAGAUUUUGGUUACGUUUGUGGAAAAGGUUUUUAAGCAUUUUUAGGAUUGCAAAUAAUCAGGAUAUUGAGAUGGCUCGUCAUGAUAAUGACAGUGAUAUUACACGUGAUUCUUUGUUGAAUAAAUGA
Saccharomycodes ludwigii is the source of this 3303-nucleotide messenger RNA. It is a transcript of the gene CCC2, whose product is annotated as Cu(2+)-transporting P-type ATPase CCC2. The coding region runs from base 1 to 3303 and encodes 1100 amino acids. NCBI's taxonomy places the organism in Eukaryota, Fungi, Ascomycota, Saccharomycetes, Saccharomycodales, Saccharomycodaceae. The transcript has a single exon. Gene Ontology annotation, cellular component: membrane. The record is from RefSeq and is a predicted model, not a curated record. Gene Ontology annotation, molecular function: copper ion binding; ATP hydrolysis activity; P-type divalent copper transporter activity. Gene Ontology annotation, biological process: monoatomic cation transport; copper ion homeostasis.